AUGUGCGUUAAGUUUGACAGCCAUGAGAGCAACAACCGGAUGUUGGUGCUGAUCGACGAGGACACAGUUAUCCUGGAAGGAGGGGUACACUCUCACAUUUUUCGGCUAUCCUUGUAUCUUUUUCAGGUUUCUGAAGGUAUUCGGCCCACGUUGGCUGAACUCGAGCGUUUUCAUCAGACUCCAGAUAGCGCUCAGUUAGCUGCUGCCAUAAUUACACAUUGUUUCACCCCGGGCGAUGUGGUCGAGGUGUGCGAAGGAGACCUGAAAAAUCUACGCGGCAAGGUCGUAUCAAUUGAGGGCAAUACUCGAAUUGUUGUGCAACCGAAUCAUUCUGACCUCCACGAACCGAUCCCAUUUACACCAGUUGAGCUCCGGAAGUUCUUCAGUCAAGGUGACCACGUAAAGGUUCUCGCUGGACGCCAUGCUAACCAAACUGGUCUGGUAAUACGAUUUGAACCAAAUCUGGCCGUGGUGCUUUCGGACAACAGCAUGGACGAGCUAAAAGUGGCCCCGAAAGAUCUACGCCUCUGGCAGGAUCGGGCUACCAGUCUGGACUCAUCCGGUCACGUACAAAUGAUGGAUUUAGUCGAGGUCGAUCCACAAACAGUCGGCGUGGUAGUUAACGUAGAACGAGAACAAGUAUCCGUGCUCACGUGUUUUGGCAAAGUUGUGAAUCUCAAAUCGAACACUGCCUUGCGUCGGUUGAACACGCAACGCAGGCGUCCUCCACAGGCAAUGGAUCGCAAUGGCAAUUUAAUUCAGCUCAAACAAACAGUUAGACUUUUGGAGAAACCGCACUGUGGACUGAUUGGUGAGGUAAAACACCUCUAUCGCUCAUGGGCUUUUGUGUACUCCCGUACACAUUUGGAAAACGCCGGUCUAGUUGUGGCGAAAACACGUCAACUGGCUGUUUUAAACAGCAGUCAGGGUGCAGUCGAUCAACCGCGGGCAAACGACGUUCGAACGGUGACACCGAUUACCGGAUUCCGAAAUGCUGGUGGUGGAGAUAACUCAGGUGGUGGACGUGGUCGAGGGGAUCGAAUGGAACGAAUGCUGAUUGGAAAGACUGCUCAUUCAUCUGACCGGAUUAUGCUUCAUGCACUGAGUAUUAGUCGUACAGGCAGUUACCGUAUUGGUUUUUAUCUGCCAAUGUAUCACUAA
Molecule: messenger RNA, 1161 nt
Organism: Echinostoma caproni
Lineage: Eukaryota; Metazoa; Platyhelminthes; Trematoda; Plagiorchiida; Echinostomatidae
Source: the annotation of a GenBank genome assembly